This is a messenger RNA of Pseudonaja textilis, 467 nucleotides long. Lineage: Eukaryota; Metazoa; Chordata; Lepidosauria; Squamata; Elapidae. The record is from RefSeq and is a predicted model, not a curated record.
AGGAGGGGGGGGGAGGAGGGAGGGGAGGGGAGGGGGGCUUCCCCAAGACCGGACAUAGCAGGCCUGACUCCUUUCUCUCUCCGGUGGGCCAAACAGGACCCAGCCUCCUCUUCAUCACCUACGCCGAGGCCAUCGCCAACAUGCCCGCCUCCACCUUCUUCGCCAUCAUUUUCUUCCUGAUGUUGAUCACCCUGGGACUGGACAGCACGUUUGCCGGCCUGGAGGGGGUCAUCACCGGCGUCCUGGAUGAAUUCCCCCACAUCUGGGGCAAACAGCGGGAAUGGUUUGUGCUGAUUUUGAUCGUGACGUGUUUCAUGGGCUCUUUGUCCACGCUGACUUUCGGAGGGGCCUACGUGGUGAAACUCUUUGAAGAAUAUGCCACGGGGCCGGCCGUGAUAGCCGUCGUGUUUCUGGAAUCCAUCGCCGUGGCUUGGUUCUAUGGGAGCACCCAAGACCCCAGGGUUUAA